UUUGGGGGAGCUGCUUGCCUGAUUUAGACAUGUCUGCCUGUAUAUGGAAAACACGCGCACGCGUCUUGUGGCGCGUCUCUCCUCGCAUCCCUUCCCACCACCACCAUCAUCAUCACCACCGUUCGUACAAUUUUGUAUCCUACCAGGUCAUUACCAAGUCGUCGACAUAUUUUUCAAACGUAAACAUGCCUCGAGGCACCUCGACUGCUCAGCCAAAUGCACAAGCGCAACAGGACGCGAACUCAGAGGGAAUCGACGCGUAUGAUCUGCCUCGCAGUUUGGUUACGCGAAUUGCACGAUCAGCUUCAAUUCUCUCAGCUUCCAGAUAACGUGAAGUUGCAGAAAGAGACUGUACUUGCUCUAUUGAAAGGGUCGACAGUCUUCGUUAACUACAUAGCAGCAACAGCACAUGAUGUCGCUGCCUCUAAGCAGCACAAAAGCGUUUCAGCUUCGGACGUCCUGAAAGCACUGGAGCUGACUCAGUUCGGUGACAUGGUAGACAAGCUACAAGAGGAACUUAAGGCCUACCGCGAGAUCCAAAAGUCCGGUCGCUCAGCAAAAGGCCCUAGUGCGGCUUCCUCUGCAAAGGGCAAAGGCAAAGAAGCAGCCAGCAUUUCGGCGGCCUUGGCUCCCCCAGCAGUAAAUGGAAAGGGGAAAGAAAAGGCCGUUCCUGGUCCUACUAUCACAAUCCCCGGUGCCAGUUCACGAACACCAGUGGAUUCGGAGCCGCUACCCCCAGAAGACGAAGACGAUGAAGCGGGAGUGACGAUGAUCCAGGGUGAUGAUGAUGAAGAGAUGGGUGAGCCAGAUGACGAGGUUGUGGAAGAGGAAGACGAGGUGGAGGAGGAUGUCGAGGAUGAGGACGAAGAUGAAGGGGAAGAAGUGGAAGAUCCAAUAGCGCUGGAGGAAGAAGAGCUCCAUAGAGAUGCAAGGACCUUGGAUGACCCUCAUGGUAGAGGAAUACAUGAUGAUAUGGAACCGUAGUCGUCAACGAUUGUAGACGCUGAGUUGCAUUUGGUCAUUACCGUUCGACAGUUCAGUAUUCUUCACGUUUGGUCCACGCAGGGUCUCUUUCUAGAACGGCACUGGCCUUGAGUGGAAUAUCUACUCGUGUAGUCAUGCUCACUCGAUGAAUUCGUUAUCUUCGUCUAGAUAUAUUUGUGAGGGAGCUCCAAACUCUGACCGUGCAUGGUGAUACAAGCACAAGAAAAUAAUAUACCUAAGCAAUGUCGGUAGUGUUGUCCAAAUGGCUUGCCCCCGUAUCUCUUUCCGUGUACACGCGUUCGUGCAAAUUGCACCCGGCCUUCCUCCCCUUCGUGUCUUUUUCCAAAAGAGUCAAUCCAAUCCCUCCUUUGCUCACAUUAUCACACAAGUGAUUCUU
Somion occarium is the source of this 1381-nucleotide messenger RNA. Lineage: Eukaryota; Fungi; Basidiomycota; Agaricomycetes; Polyporales; Cerrenaceae. The record is from the annotation of a GenBank genome assembly.